Messenger RNA from Callorhinus ursinus (northern fur seal), 1861 nucleotides. RefSeq names its product polo like kinase 5 (inactive) (gene PLK5). Gene Ontology annotation, molecular function: protein kinase activity; ATP binding; protein binding. Lineage: Eukaryota; Metazoa; Chordata; Mammalia; Carnivora; Otariidae. Gene Ontology annotation, biological process: regulation of G1/S transition of mitotic cell cycle; mitotic spindle organization; protein phosphorylation. The record is from RefSeq and is a predicted model, not a curated record. Gene Ontology annotation, cellular component: kinetochore; cytoplasm; nucleus.
AUGGAACCCGGGCCGCGGCGGCGGCGCACUUGGUGCCCGCCGGUCUCCGCCUUCCUGCGCGAUCCGAGCUCCGGGCGCGUCUACAGGCGCGGGAAGCUGAUCGGCAAGGGUGCCUUCAGUCGCUGCUACAAGCUGGUGGACAUGUCCACCAGUGCCGUGUUCGCCCUCAAGGUGGUGCCUCGUGCUGAGGGCGGGGCCGGGCGACUGCGCUCCCGCGGUAAGGUGGAACGCGAGAUCGCCCUGCACAGCCGCCUGAAACACCGCAAUAUCGUAGCGCUCCAUGGACACUUUGCUGACCGGGAGCACGUGUACAUGGUGCUGGAGUACUGCAGCCGCCAGUCACUGGCCCACGUCCUGGAGGCGCGGCGGACUCUGACAGAGCCUGAGGUGCGCUAUUACCUGCGGGGCCUGGUCAGCGGCCUGCGCUACCUGCACCAGCGGCGGAUCGUGCACCGCGACCUGAAGCCCAGUAACUUCUUCCUGAACAAGAACAUGGUGAUAAAGAUUGGAGACCUGGGGCUGGCUGCGAGGGUGGGGCCAGGGGGCCACUGCCACAGAGUGCUCUGUGGGACCCCAAACUUUCUGGCCCCAGAGGUCAUCUCCAGGAAUGGGCACUCCUGCCAGUCAGACAUCUGGGCUCUUGGCUGCAUCAUGUACACAGUGCUGACCGGUACCCCUCCCUUCAUGGUGGCUCCCCUGUCGGAGAUGUACCAGAACAUCCGAGAUGGCCGCUACCCUGAGCCUGCCCACCUGUCACCCAACGCACGCCGCCUCAUCGCCCGUCUGCUGGCGCCCAACCCGGCGGAGCGGCCCAGCCUGGACCUCCUGCUGCAGGAUGACUUCUUCACACAGGGUUUCACUCCAGACCGGCUGCCGGCCCACUCGUGCUACGGCCCACCCAUCUUCACCAUGCCCCAGCCUCUGGGCAGGCUCUUCCGGAAGGUGGGCCGGCUGCUGCUGACCCAGUGCCGGCCGCCCUGCCCCUUCACUCCCAGCGAGGCCUCGGGUCCAGGAGAAGAGGCUUCAGAUCCUGACUCCAUGGAGCGUGGCCGUGAGGCCUCCCUGUUGGAUAGAGGCGCUCCCCACCCCGAGGUCCCCGUCCACCUUCUCACCCAAGGGACCCUCAGGAGUGACCGGACGGGGCCCCCGGGGGGCCAGAGGCAGGAGGUCGAGGUGGCCAUCAGAAACCUGCAGCUCUGCCUGGACCCUGGCCUCCCAGCCACACAGGACCCCCCGGGAGAGCAGCGGCCCGUUCUCUGGGCCCCCAAGUGGGUGCAUUAUUCCAGCAAGGAUGGCUUUCGGCUAUCAGCUGUCGGAUGGGGGCAGUGGUGUCCUGCUUCGGGACGGCACGCACAUGGCCCUGCGCCCCCCGGGGGAGAGGGGGCCCGGCCCACGCCCACCCCGCCGGCAGCCCCCAGCCUCUGCCUGCUGCGCGUCCUGGCGUCCGCGCGGGCUUCGCUCCCGCUCUUCAGCGACGGGACGGUGCAGAUCAGCUGCAGUGACGACCAGACUCACCUGCUGCUGAGUGGCCGGGGCGAGGAGUUGCAGUUCACAGUCUGGGAACGCGGCCAGCCCAGCACCUCCUACCCCCCCGGCGCCCUGCAGAGUCUCGGCUCUGCCCCGGCUGCCCGGCUGCACCUUGUCCACGCUCUCCACAUGCUGCAGAGCAUCUAGUGUCCCCCGCAAGGGGACCAGGCCCCCGGCUCCAGUUCCGGGUCUCUUGUCUCCCCAGAGGGGUGUCCCUGGGGACGGCCCAGGGGAGCAUGGGAGGUGGGGGGUCCUUGCCUCAGGUCAUGACUGUGCAACCCAGACUUUUGUUUGGCUUUGUUCUUGUUUUCAUUAAAGAGAAGUUGACCAUCUA